Molecule: messenger RNA, 901 nt
Organism: Plectropomus leopardus (leopard coralgrouper)
Lineage: Eukaryota; Metazoa; Chordata; Actinopteri; Perciformes; Serranidae
Gene: tsen15
Product: TSEN15 tRNA splicing endonuclease subunit
Biological process (GO): tRNA splicing, via endonucleolytic cleavage and ligation
Molecular function (GO): nucleic acid binding
Source: RefSeq, a predicted model, not a curated record
GCAAACCUGAAAACACGAUUUACACAUGUCGAGACAGCAGACCAUGGUUGAUCAAACAGUAGCUUCGCUCAGCAGGUUCAGUCAUUAAAAUGUCAGAAGCGUCAGCCAAAACAGAGAAACCCGCACCUGCGAACUGGAUGCUUCAGCACCCCGCGUAUCUGCAAAUGAAGAGCCUGGGGGUUGAGGACAGUGCACAAAUACACGCAGCUUUCCUCGUGUACAUGGAUCUCACUGAGGUGCGUCAGUGGAAAGAGGUGUCUUGUGUCAAGAGUCCUGAGCUGCAGGUGGUUUUGCUGGAGGGGAGAGAGAAGGAAGGAGCACCCAUUCAGACCAUUUUCCCUCUCCCUGUUCACCAACCUCUGAGCCACAAAAGCAUCCGUCUCGUGCUGGACAGAGGCUUUCCCAUGCUGCUGUGCGCUGUAGCUUCUGACUCCACGCUGGUCUACCAGAGGAUGACUGAUGGGUUGGUGACGCCGGACCCUCCUGUUGGACCCUUCCAGGAUUUGGGACGCCGGCAGCACCGGAAGAGACGACAGAAGCACUGACCGGCUGGAAUGAGAAGACACCUUGGUGUCGUUGGUGAAACGUAGAAGAGAUGAACAGGCAGUUGUUUGGUCUGUCCAUGUGAGCUGCUCCUAAAACAAAGAUCAUGGCAGAAGGUGCGAAUGGACCGAACCACAGUCAGAGUGCUCCCAGGGAGAAACAACAAGCUACAUCUAGCCAGUGAGACAGAUGCACUGACAAGGUGCUCCUUCAGAGAUGUGUUCACACAGCCAUACACGUGACAGUACGUGGUCACAUGUUUCUCAAAACGGGGGCUGAUGAGAUGGAUCCACAAAAUAUUCUAGAUAAUUACUAAUGCAGACUGACUGAUGCUUGAUAUCUGAGGCUAAUGCAGAUA